This is a messenger RNA of Fulmarus glacialis (Northern fulmar), 1020 nucleotides long. Its product is annotated as unconventional myosin-Vc-like. Gene Ontology annotation, cellular component: vesicle; cytoplasm; myosin complex. The annotation marks the transcript as partial. The record is from RefSeq and is a predicted model, not a curated record. Lineage: Eukaryota; Metazoa; Chordata; Aves; Procellariiformes; Procellariidae. Gene Ontology annotation, molecular function: microfilament motor activity; ATP binding; actin filament binding. The transcript is spliced from 8 exons. Gene Ontology annotation, biological process: vesicle transport along actin filament; actin filament organization.
UACAAUAGGGUUUGGAUCCCUGAUAAUGAAGAAGUUUGGCAGUCUGCAGAAAUCACAAAAAACUACAAAGCUGGAGACCGUUUUCUCCACGUGCAAUUAGAAGAUGGAACUGAACUGCAUUACCCUAUUGAUCCAGCUGUUUUGCCACCCCUACGAAAUCCUGACAUACUUGUUGGUGAAAAUGAUCUCACUGCACUUAGUUAUCUCCAUGAACCAGCUGUUCUACACAAUCUUAAAGUUCGUUUUGUGGAGUCUAAGCUUAUCUACACCUAUAGUGGAAUAAUUUUGGUUGCAAUAAACCCCUAUAAACAGUUACCAAUAUAUGGAGAUGCUAUUAUCCAUGCAUAUAGUGGCCAAAACAUGGGGGACAUGGAUCCACAUAUAUUUGCUGUGGCAGAAGAAGCAUACAAGCAAAUGGCAAGAAAUAACAAAAAUCAGUCUAUUAUAGUCAGUGGAGAAUCAGGAGCUGGAAAGACUGUGUCUGCAAGAUACACUAUGAGAUACUUUGCCACUGUGAGUAAGUCAAGCAGCAAUGUACAUGUGGAGGAUAAAGUACUGGCAUCCAAUCCAAUAACCGAGGCUGUUGGCAAUGCAAAAACCACGCGGAACGACAAUAGCAGUCGAUUUGGAAAAUACACUGAAAUCAGUUUUGAUCAGAGUUACCAAAUCAUUGGAGCUAACAUGAGAACAUACCUGCUUGAGAAAUCCAGAGUUGUCUUUCAGUCAGAGAAUGAGAGAAACUACCAUAUAUUUUAUCAGUUGUGUGCAUCUGCUAUGCAACCUGAAUUUAACCAUCUUAAAUUGGGAAGUGCAGAAGAAUUUAACUACACAAGAAUGGGUGGCAGCACAGAAAUAGAAGGAGUUGAUGACAGAGCAAAUAUGGUGGAGACUCAGAAGACAUUUGCCUUACUGGGUCUGAAGGGGGAUUUUCAGCUGGAUGUUUUUAAAAUACUGGCAGCAAUCCUACACUUAGGCAACGUGGAAAUAACAGCUAUUGGAGAUGAAAGAUCAUCCAUCAGU